Molecule: messenger RNA, 1119 nt
Organism: Striga asiatica
Lineage: Eukaryota; Viridiplantae; Streptophyta; Magnoliopsida; Lamiales; Orobanchaceae
Source: the annotation of a GenBank genome assembly
AUGAAUCAACACUGUUCAUCCUCGGCUGAUGUUACGUUUAACCCUUGGGACUCUAAAGUUGAAAAGGGAAUGACCAUUCUGGGUUUUGUUCUCAAAGAAGGAAUUGUGAUUGCUGCUGAUCAUCGCUCAAGAUGUAACUUCGCUAAGAAAGAGUAUUAUUCGUCAGUAGGAAUACUUAUUGCCGUGUGGAACGAAUCGGAGCGUGGUCUGUAUAAGGUGAAUGGUGAUGGGGUAAUUACUAAAGAUGAUAUACUUGCUACUGGAUCUGGUUCACCUGUAACAAUCCUGGUGAAAGGUCUGGAGUGUCUAUACACAAAGCUGCUGAAAUUGCCAAAAAGGUUUACCACCUCGGAAGUGAGGGCUUCCAAAAGCUCUUUGAGGAGGAUAUGGAAGAAUAUCAAAGCCAGUUCCCUUGUAUCCCCAGGACCCAGGUUAUUGGAAAAGGAUGGUGUUGCGGUAGCUCGUCGUCUUUGUUCUUUUGCUUGGUUUGAUGGUUUUCUGGUGACACCAAAAUGUUGCAAGGGUGUUGAUAAUCAAAAGAAAUCACGCACUUGGAAUUUCCUCAAAAGCAGCAUUGAAAAGUUUUCAAGUGUUGCUGGUUGGCCAUAAAUUUGCAAGGUUUUCGUUUUUGCACAUACGUCUCCUUUGGUUGAAUGAGGACAAUUCAAUUCUGAUGGAUUGGUCGAUGGAAAUUCAACACAAAUUUGCAUGAACUCAACGUGGAGACAUCGUUGUACGGCAAACUCAUGGUGUAUUCAUCAACUUGGAUGCCAUUGAUAGACAUAUUUUUGUACAAGUUAAUGGCAGCCGAGUAUUUUGAAUUGAAUUGGAUUGAAAAUAAGGGUGCAUUGAAAUAAAUUGAAUCGAAUUUGAAUUGCUCCAACUUAACCCUGGCUCGAGAAAGGACAAUGACAUUUCUGGUAAAGCCGGCGGCUUUACGUUGGUUCAUAAACUCCGGCAGUUGAGUCUCGAGUUUCCAACUCUUGCAGACGGAUCCAACAGUUGGGAAGUGAUCAUAAGGGGCACGAAGAAGACAUUCGAAUCCGAAAACAUUUUCAUAAUAUAGCAAAUACCAAUGAAUAUUUUUCCUCAAUCCAAAAGGUUAAAAGUAUCCAAAUC